AGGCCGUCUGUCUUCCUCUAGCAGUGUGGUGGUUUUCUGUGGUGAUUUCUGUCUGCUUUCAGUUUGUUGUGGAAAUGUGAGUCUGGUUGGAGCUCCCUGUGCAUGGUAGCAGAGAUAGGAAAUGGUAUGGCUGAUCUUUUAGCGGCACAUUUCAACAGUGGUCUAGUGGCGGCAAAGCUUGGCGGUGGUGGUGAGCGACCGGUGUGUGGCAACCCUGGCACAGGAACGCUGUGGCGAGAUCUGGGCUUUGUUGCCCAGAGAUAUGUAGUGAAGGAUGAAUUUCAUCCCUUCAUUGAGGCCCUCCUCCCCCAUGUCCGUGCCUUCUCCUACACCUGGUUCAACCUGCAGGCCCGUAAGCGCAAGUACUUCAAGAAGCACGAAAAGAGGAUGACCAAGGACGAGGAGCGCGCGGUGAAGGACGAGCUGCUGGGGGAGAAGCCAGAGAUCAAGCAGAAGUGGGCCUCGCGCCUGCUGGCCAAGCUCCGCAAGGACAUCCGGCCCGAGUUCCGCGAGGACUUUGUGCUCACCAUCACGGGGAAGAAGCCCCCCUGCUGCGUGCUGUCCAACCCCGACCAGAAGGGCAAGAUCCGCCGCAUCGACUGCCUCCGCCAGGCCGACAAGGUGUGGAGACUGGACCUGGUGAUGGUCAUCCUGUUUAAGGGCAGCCCCCUGGAGAGCACGGACGGAGAGCGGCUGGUCAAGUCGCCUCAGUGCUCCAACCACGGCCUGUGCGUCCAGCCGCACCACAUCGGGGUGACGGUCAAGGAGCUGGAUCUCUACCUGGCCUACUUCGUCCACACACCAGAACAAUCAGGACAAUCAGACAACUCAAACCAGCAAGGAGACACAGACGUCAAGCCCCCACCAAAUGGCCACUUGAGUUUCCAGGACUGCUUUGUGACUUCAGGCGUGUGGAACGUAGCCGAGCUGGUCCGCGUGUCACAGACCCCGGUGGCGACAGCGACGGGCCCCAACUUCUCUCUGGCCGACCUGGACAGCCCAGGCUACUACAACAUCAACCAGGUGACCCUGGGACGCCGCUCCAUCACCUCCACCCCCUCCACCAGCUCCAACAAGCGCAAGUCCAUUGACGACAGCGAGAUGGAGAGCCCGGUGGAUGAUGUCUUCUACUCGGGCCGUUCCCCAGCGGCCGGCAGCAGCUCUCAGUCCAGCGGGUGGCCUAAUGAUGUGGAUGCAGGACUCUCAUCGCCUGGUUCUCUUAAGAAGCCGGGGAAAUUCGAUUUCAGCGCCCUGUCCUCCCAGACGAGGUCCCCCCGCAUGGCGUUCACCCACCACCCACUGCCAAUGCUGGCGGGAGUGAGACCAGGGAGUCCCCGUGCUUCAGCCUCGGCCCUGCACUUCCCGUCUCCCUCCAUCAUCCAGCAGUCUAGCCCCUACUUCACCCACCCAACCAUCCGCUACCACCACCACCCUGGACAGGACCCCCUGAAGGAAUUUGUGCAGUUUGUCUGUGCUGAUGGCUCAGGGCAGGCCGCCGGACAGCCAAACGGGAGCGGCCAGAGCAAAAUGCCAGGCUCCUUCUUGCUGCCUCCACCUCCCCCAGUGGCCCGCCCAGUGCCCCUCCCCAUGCCCGACUCUAAACCCAACAGCACGCCCCCUGACGGCGGACUCUCCUCGCCCGCAUCUCCGUCAUACUCCACGCCAGGCGCCACAGCUCCCAACAGGUUUGUCGGCAUCGGAUCACGGGACAACAACUUUCUGAACAUCCCGCAGCAGACACAGUCUUGGUUCCUCUGACAAGAUCUGUGCACAAACCAGCAACUAGAAUUCUUUCUUUACAAUCGGAAAUAGAAAAAGAAAAAAACAGAAAAAAAAAAAACAGAGAAACAACCCGCAGGAUGAUAAUUGUCCUCCAACCAACCCACCGACCGACCGACCGGCCCUGAUACGAAAUAUAACCAAGCAACGCAGGAAAUUACAGCAGCAUGACGCUUUUAGUGGAACUCUGGACUUAUUUACGCAGUCAGAGAGAGAGGACCCGUUUCGAGCAAAGAUGGAUAGAUGGAAAGAUAAAUGGAUGGACAAGAGGAUGCCGGGAUGAAAGAGGGAGUGAGGGGACAGCGGCGGCAAGCAGGCAUCUCUCCUCAAACCACCGAACCAGCACAGCACAGACCAGCAGCAACGCAGGAGGAACCUGAGGAUGAAAAAAGCGGUCAGCUUCUCCUACUUCGCAAGGACGUAUUGUGUAACGAAUGGCUAAGAAAAAAAAUCAACUGUCCAGCAGAUACAGAUUCAAGCUACAAAAAGCUUCGCCCACAAUGAAUCCACAGCCUGAUCAAACUAUUAGGUUUCCAGUGAAAGCUGCAGUCCAUGCUCCUGUGAUGUCUGUCAUCACCCAAAAUCAAAUUGACCAACGCUUCUGUCCCUCUGAAUGACCAUUGACUCUAUAAAGCCCCCUUUCACCCUACUACUAACUAGAGAGACCAUGCCAAAACAUAUCUUGAUUAAGGGUUGCACUACAAGCUGAAUCAAUUAACACUAAUCUUAACGAUGUGCACUAUUUACCUACAAGGCAUGGGAGGUAAACCAGACUUGCCUACUCAAAGUUUUAAAGAGGAAAUAAACCAAGGUACAAGAAGCCUUCACGUGUCCUCAACCCCCCUCCCCAUCGCUCAGUUCGACAAAUCAUUGGCCUCCGCUCAUUCUCACGUCUCCCCGCACAUUCACACAGUCUGUGCCAUGAACACAGCACAAAAACACACACAAACACACACACACACAUUUGCCCAGUCUCACCAUUUAGAUUGUAGUAUUUAUAGGUGGUGGUGUUGUGUUAUUAUAUUUUCAUUUUAUACACAGUAAGCCCAAGAUGAAUGAUUUUAUUAUCUCUUGUGUGUUCUCUUAUUUGAAUUUAUUCCUUUUGGAUUUGUACUAUUUUAUAAUUGUUUUGUAUUUGAAUGACAGCACCUUAAAGAGAAACACAGUAAGAAGCGGUAUGUUGAAGCGGUGUGGAUGGUGCGGUUAGCUAACCCAGAUCGAGUAGUUUUCGCAAAAAAAAAAAAUAACUCAAAAGAAGGUAGACGUUUUGGGAAAUAAACCUUUCUUUUUUUUUCUUUUUGUUUUUUUUAGUCGAGGAGACUGAUACCAUUGGCUUGCCAGUACAGUAAAUGGGUGGCUACUACUAGCAGCUGCUUAGCUUAGCAUAGCAUAAAGGCUGGAAAUGGGAGAAACAGCUAGCCUGGAUCUGUAACUAAAUCGACACGCUAGCAACUCCAAAGCGUGUGGUGACAACGGUGCCUUCAAAAUG
Molecule: messenger RNA, 3268 nt
Organism: Stegastes partitus (bicolor damselfish)
Lineage: Eukaryota; Metazoa; Chordata; Actinopteri; Pomacentridae
Product: nuclear factor 1 X-type-like
Exons: 11
Coding region: 103-1758 (551 amino acids)
Biological process (GO): regulation of transcription by RNA polymerase II
Cellular component (GO): nucleus
Molecular function (GO): RNA polymerase II cis-regulatory region sequence-specific DNA binding; DNA-binding transcription factor activity, RNA polymerase II-specific
Source: RefSeq, a predicted model, not a curated record